UCUGAUCUGAUUCGGUUGUUUAAUUACCGGCUCAGCUGCUGGGUCCAUAUUGCUCUCGCAUGUAAUUAAGACUGCAAUUAAUUUGGCAUGUACAACUCGGCCAAAAAGCUACAGCGUGUGCUCACAGCACGCGAAAUUCGGAAAACAUUCAUCGAUUACUUUACGGUCAACCAUGAACACAAAUUUGUGCGCUCCAGUCCGGUGGUGCCCUUCUGCGAUCCCACCGUCGCAUUCGUCAAUGCAGGCAUGAACCAGUUCAAGUCCAUUUUUCUGGGCACAGCUGAAGCACCGUACAAACGUGUCGUGAAUUCCCAGAAAUGUGUACGAGUCGGUGGCAAGCACAAUGACUUAUCGGUUGUGGGUCAGGAUGGAUACCAUCACACGUUCUUCGAGAUGCUAGGCAACUGGUCUUUUGGUGAUUACUUCAAGCGGGAAGCUUGUGCAAUGGCAUUGGAGCUGCUGCGCGGCCCAUACAACAUUGAUCCUUCGCGUUUGUAUGUCACCUACUUUGCCGGCGAUAAACUGCUUGGCAUACCAGCCGACAUGGAGUGCUUCGAAAUUUGGCGGAGUUUGGGUUUUCCGGCUGCACGCAUCUUGCCUUUCGGCUGCAAGGAUAACUUUUGGGAAAUGGGCACAACCGGUCCGUGUGGACCUUGUACUGAAAUACACAUAGAUCACAGACCUGGUGAUGGUCCAGCUAGUAUUGAGCAGCGCGCAAAGCUAGUGAAUGCGGGUCGUCCAGACCUCACUGAGCUUUGGAAUUUGGUGUUUAUACAAUACAAUCGCAAUGCAGAUGGCAGUAUAACACAACUGCCCGCUCAGCACGUGGACACGGGCAUGGGCUUCGAGCGAUUGGCUGCUCUGCUACAGAACAAAUCCUCCAAUUACGACACGGAUCUCUUCACACCGUUAUUUGAUGCCAUACAUAGUCUCUCCAAGGCACCCGUGUAUACCGGCAGCUUUCCCGAUGAUCAGAACGCCGCGCUACUUGACACGAGCUACAGAAUACUUGCCGAUCAUGCACGCAUGGUGACAGCGUGCUUGGCCGAUGGCAUGUUGCCGGAUCAAAACCAAAAAUUGCGUCGCGUGUUACGAAAGGCACUGAGUAUAUCGGAGCAGGUAUUUGCACAUGAUAAACUUCUGUCACAGCUGGUACCUAUUGUAGUCGAGACGCUUGGCGAGGCUUAUCCGGAAAUGUCGACCAAACAGCAGGCUGUUAUCGAGUUGAUUGCCCACGAGCAGGAGGUGUACAAAAAUCUGCGUGAGAGUUCAUCUAAGGCUUUUGCCGAGGUUCUAACUGAGUUUCCCAAACUGGAUGACAUUGAUCUAAUGGAAUGCCCUGGUUUCGUUCCCGCCUAUCGAGAAUUUCAAGUGCAACGCUCAAAUUUUCCCAACAAUACGAUACCCGGUGAAUUUCUAUACAAGCUGACGGACACCUAUGGCCUUACCGAGGAGAGUUUCCUGAAGCUAGCCGAGCUAGAAAACAUGAACUGUGAUUUGGAUCGUUAUCGUGCCGAAUUGGCGCUGGCCAAACUUAAAACCAAGGAGCCACAGAAUAACCGUGGCGACUUCGACCUGGCCCUUCAGCAGCGCAUCGCAGAUGCACAAGCGCAGCUCACCAAGCGACUGGCAUCCACUGACAACAGUUACAAGUAUAUAUACAGCUAUGAUGAAGAAAACGAAACCUAUGCGAUCCCGAUGCUGAAAAGUUGCGUCCUAGGCAUUCUACAAGACGACUCGGAAGUUUCUCGCAUUCGCCCAGAAACGUCUCUCAAAACGCUCUCAAUUGUCACAGCUGCAAGUAAUUUCUACUUCGAAUCUGGUGGUCAGCAAUCGGAUCUUGGAAAGCUGUUAGUGCACAACAAACAGAAGCCAGAAGAGCCUCAUCAGUUGGAAGUAGUUGGCGUAAAGCACCUCAAUGAGUGUGUGGUGCAUGUUUGCCGCCUGACCACACCCAGCGACGACUUCGAUCUGGCCGUUGGGGAUGAGGUGCAGCUCGAGGUAGAUGCCAAGCAUCGUCAGUUGAAUGCGUGCCACCACACAGCCACCCAUCUCCUGAAUGCCGCCAUACGAUCUCUCUUCAAUAAAGUGACAUAUCAGGUUUCUAGCGCAGUGAGCAGUGAGCAGUGCAAGUUGGAGCUAGGCCUCUUGGGCAAGCGCAUAAGCAAAGCCGAUGUGCAGCACAUUGAGGAUCUGAUCAACCGCGCAAUCUGCUCAGCCACGCCCGUCCAAGUACAUCAGCUCAGCGCAGCCGAUGUGCUGCAGCAGAACGAUAUCACUAUGGUGCCCGGUGAAGUUUACCCUGAGCAAGGACUGCGUCUGAUUAAUGUGCAAUGCCCAGAGCUAAAUCUGAGCUCCAAGGAACUGUGCUGCGGCACGCAUGUGACCAACACGAAGGAGAUGUCCUGCUUCUGCAUUGUUAAUCUCAAGCAAACCAAUAGAGCCCGCUAUGCCUUUACAGCCGUAGCUGGACAGGCUGCAGAGAAUGUUCUAAAAACAGCAGCACUGCUACGUCAUCGUGUGGACGUGCUGGAAAAUCAGUUUCAAACAGACAAGCUAACAAAUGCCACGGAAACCGAACUGCAGACCAUACGCCAAAACAUGCUGCACUCGGACAUAAAGCUGCCCUACGCUUUUAAGAUGGACACGCUCGAUCGCAUCAAUCAAAUGCUACGUAGACUUAAGGAGACAUCGCGCACAACCCUUAAAGAAUUUGUGGAAGUGGAAAUGCGAAAUGUACUACUCGAAAAGCCGCUUGAUACGCAUCCCUACAUCCUACACUUUAUAAGCAGCUCAGCGCUGGUUGAGGAGAUUCCCUUGCAACGUGCCACGAAAUUAUGCACAGAUCGUCCCAUUCUGGUUGUAAGCAUGUGUGAUAAUAUAGUCAAAGCGCGCUGCUGUGUGCCGCAGAACUGCAUUAGCAAGCAAUUUAAUGCUUCGCUUUGGCUGCAAUCGUUUGCGGAAACUUUUAAUGGCCAAGUGGCUGCGCCCAAGGGUCAAAAUCCCGAAGUCGUCUGCAACAUGAAAGGACGCAAAGUUAACACACAGUUCGAGGAGCAAUUGGAGCAGGCGAUGCGCAAUGCUCAACUCUAUGCCAAACGUUAUUUGGAGUUUUAAUUUGCCCCAGAGUAAACGCAAGCUAUAAGUUUGCUAUUGUUAAAUGGGAAUAUAUUGCAGACUAUUAGAUGUA
Molecule: messenger RNA, 3190 nt
Organism: Drosophila arizonae
Lineage: Eukaryota; Metazoa; Arthropoda; Insecta; Diptera; Drosophilidae
Gene: AlaRS-m
Product: alanine--tRNA ligase, mitochondrial
Biological process (GO): alanyl-tRNA aminoacylation
Cellular component (GO): mitochondrion; cytoplasm
Molecular function (GO): aminoacyl-tRNA deacylase activity; alanine-tRNA ligase activity; ATP binding
Source: RefSeq, a predicted model, not a curated record